Xenopus laevis (African clawed frog) is the source of this 5820-nucleotide messenger RNA. It is a transcript of the gene rock1.L, whose product is annotated as Rho-associated, coiled-coil containing protein kinase 1 L homeolog. The transcript is spliced from 33 exons. The coding region runs from base 1004 to 5086 and encodes 1360 amino acids. The record is from RefSeq and is a predicted model, not a curated record. Gene Ontology annotation, molecular function: diacylglycerol binding; kinase activity; protein serine/threonine kinase activity. Gene Ontology annotation, biological process: regulation of gene expression; signal transduction; actomyosin structure organization. Lineage: Eukaryota; Metazoa; Chordata; Amphibia; Anura; Pipidae. Gene Ontology annotation, cellular component: plasma membrane; ruffle; lamellipodium.
GAUAAAGCUUAUUUAAUUGUGGCCUUUCCUUCUCCUUUAAAUCUAAAUAAACAGGUAGCGCUUGUACAUCCCCUAUUCACACUGACGCCCGACCUGACACGCAUCCGUUUCCCAGCCAGGCCAGGUGACUGAAAGUGUAACCCCUUUCCUGCAGCUUCACUACAGAGAAUCAGUCGCCCUCACAAGAGUUCCAUCAGGAAGUCCAACUAGGCGAUACUGCAUUACAAUGAAAUAGAUCCGGUCUGCGGCAGGACGUGUUGAGUCAGUGAGAUUUUGUCCUUACGCCGUGAUGCUUCCGACCGGCACUUUCCUUCCUGCUUCCGACAUUUCGUGCGCUCCGCCUCUCUGCCUCCCCCGCAGCUCCUCCCAAGGUUUAGCGCCUGCGCAGCGCAUCUUCCUCUCAACCGCCAGUGUCUGUUUGAACAGGAAGGCGGACAUGUUUGUGGAGAAUCUGUGAGCAAGGAGGAUCGGCCACCACAAAGCUGUACAGCAAAGGAAAUACCGAGGUUUUUUUCCAGGCCCUGUACAACGCCAGGCGGGGGAAGCAAGAAGCGCUUGUGGUACUGCAGGCCUAACGAGCUGAGAUAUGAUGAUGAGGCGGCGGGGAGGCGAGUGAGAAGGAGGAGGGGGCACAGGACACACUAGGGGGUGCUGCUUGCGGGUGACAGGACUCUCUGUAGCAAGGCCGGAGCCGGGAGCUGUCACGGUGCUCUAUUUGAGCUGUCACCUGCUCUGCGUUCUUCUCGCUGCUUUCAGGGUGUGUGCGACUAUCCCCGGGGCGGGGAGGGGUUGGCCCAGGCCUGUGUUUAUGUGUCCGGAGGCCCUAGGAGAGGAUGCCGGGGCCCAUCACACCACACAGCCGGCCCAUGAAGCGGGGGUGAGGGGCGCACGGACAAUCAUCUCUGUGAAAGGAGGGAGGAUUGGGGACAGACGCCGCGCACUUCUACACAGAUACGGGCGCACCCACAUAUAGUGCCCCCCUCCGGCACAGCCCAUUCUCACCAUGUCUACCGGGGAGAACUUCGAGUCCCGCUGCGGGAGAAUUGAUAGCAUCUUACGCGAUCCAAAGUCUGAGGUGAACUCCGACUGUCUGCUGGACGGAUUGGAUGCUAUGGUAUAUGAUUUAGAUUUUCCCGCCAUGAGAAAAAACAAGAACAUUGACAAUUUUUUAAACCGUUAUAAAGACACCAUAAGUAAAAUUCGAGAUUUACGUAUGAAAGCUGAUGAUUAUGAAGUGGUAAAGGUGAUUGGCAGAGGAGCAUUUGGUGAAGUUCAGUUGGUAAGACAUAAAUCAUCACGGAAGGUCUAUGCAAUGAAGCUUUUGAGUAAGCUGGAAAUGAUAAAGCGAUCAGACUCUGCAUUUUUUUGGGAAGAACGGGACAUCAUGGCCUUUUCCAAUAGCCCAUGGGUCGUGCAGUUAUUCUACGCUUUUCAAGAUGAUCGUUAUCUUUAUAUGGUUAUGGAAUACAUGCCAGGGGGAGAUCUUGUAAAUUUAAUGAGUAAUUAUGAUGUCCCUGAAAAAUGGGCCCGGUUUUAUACGGCCGAAGUAGUUUUAUCCUUAGAUGCCAUUCACUCAAUGGGCUUCAUUCACAGAGAUGUGAAGCCUGAUAAUAUGCUGCUGGAUAAGUCUGGACAUUUAAAACUAGCUGAUUUCGGUACAUGUAUGAAGAUGAAUAGGGAAGGAAUGGUACAAUGUGACACUGCUGUUGGAACUCCUGAUUACAUUUCCCCAGAAGUGCUGAAAUCCCAGGGAGGUGAUGGCUACUAUGGGCGAGAAUGUGAUUGGUGGUCAGUUGGUGUCUUCUUAUAUGAAAUGCUUGUUGGAGAUACACCCUUUUAUGCUGACUCACUGGUUGGGACAUACAGCAAAAUAAUGAAUCACAAGAACUCACUCACAUUUCCGGAGGAUAGCGAUAUCUCCAAAGAAGCAAAAAACCUGAUAUGUGCAUUCCUUACUGACAGGGAAGUCAGGCUGGGACGAAAUGGGGUGGAAGAAAUUAAACGACAUCCUUUUUUCAAGAAUGACCAGUGGGCAUGGGAAACUCUUCGAGACACUGUAGCCCCUGUUGUCCCUGAUCUAAUUAGCGACAUUGACACAAGCAAUUUUGACGACUUGGAGGAAGAUAAAGGUGAUGAAGAAACAUUUCCAAUGCCUAAAGCUUUUGUUGGCAACCAACUACCCUUCGUAGGAUUUACUUACUACAAUAAUAGACAGUACUUAGAUGAUCCUUCAGCAAAGCCCAACGACAACAGAAGCAGCUCCAUAGUAGAUAAAAACCUGGUUGAAAACUUACAGAAGAAUAUAUAUCAACUUGAAGAACAACUACAUAAUGAAAUGCAGUUAAAGGACGAGAUGGAGCAAAAGUGCAGAUUGUCAAAUAUAAAGUUAGACAAAAUAAUGAAGGAACUGGAUGAAGAGGGAAAUCAACGAAAAAACUUGGAAUCGCUAGUAACUCAGACUGAGAAGGAAAACAUGAUUCUGCAGCAUAAGAUAAAUGAAUACCAAAGAAAGGCAGAACAAGACAGUGAAAAAAGGAGGAAUGUGGAAAAUGAAGUGUCUACUUUAAAGGACCAGCUAGAUGACAUGAAGAAAAUAAGCCAGACGUCUCACAUUACAAAUGAAAAGAUAGCACAGCUACAAAAACAAUUGGAAGAAGCAAAUGACUUGCUAAGGACAGAGUCUGAUACUGCAGUAAGACUACGAAAGAGUCAAACAGAGAUGUGCAAGACUGUGAGCCAGUUAGAAGCCCUUAACAGGGAGCUACAAGAAAGGUGCAGAUUAUUGGAAAGUACUAAAUCGCAAGUGGAGAAAGACUAUUUUCAUUUACAAGCAGCCUUGGAUUCAGAGCGCAGGGACAGAAGUCAAGGAUCUGAAAUGAUUGGUGAUCUGCAAGCUCGAAUGGCAUCCUUACAAGAGGAGUUAAAACAUGUAAAAAAUAACCUUGAAAUGGCCGAAUCGGAGAGAAAACGGGCACAGGAUUUACUUAAUAGCUCUGAAAAGGAAAAAAAUAACCUAGAAAUUGACUUGAAUUACCAACUAAAAACAUUGCAGCAGAUGCUUGAACAGGAGACUAAUGAGCAUAAGGUAACCAAGGCAAGGUUAAGUGACAGACACCAGUCGUUUGAAGAGGAAAAGUCAGUUGCUAUGUGUGAAAUGGAAGUGAAAGUGAAAGUGGAAAGGGCAGCAAAAGAGAAAGCAGAGAAUCGACGUGUGGAGAUAGAGAAGCAGUGUUCAAUGCUUGACUUUGACCUGAAGCAGUCUCACCAAAAAAUAGAGCACCUUACUCAGCAGAGAGAGAGGCUGGAAGAGGAGGUAAAGCAAAUAACAUUGCAGCUGGAGCAAGAGACAAAGAAAAGGAUUGUGACACAGAAUGAAAUGAAUCAGCAAGCAGGUCUAGUGGAUACUUUGAAGGGUUCUGAAAAACAGUUAAAGCAAGAAAUAAAUACAUUAUUGGAAGCUAAAAGGCUGUUGGAGUUUGAACUUGGGCAGCUAACAAAGCAGUACAGAGGAAAUGAGGGCCAAAUGCGGGAGCUCCAGGAUCAACUUGAAGCAGAGCAGUACUUCUCUACCCUUUACAAAACUCAGGUCAGGGAGCUGAAAGAAGAAGUUGAAGAGAAGACUAAACAUAGUCAAGAAUUUGAGAAGAGGAUGCAUGAACUUUACAAUGAGAAGGACACCCUGACAGCACAGUUGGAUCUGGCAGUAACUAAAGCUGAAUCAGUACAGCUUGCACGGGCCCUCCUGGAAGAACAGUAUUUUGAACUCAACCAAGAGAAUAAAAAACUGUCUGCAAGAAGUUGGCAAGAUAGUGCAGAGAAGGACCAUACAAUUCGCAAGUUGGAAGAAACAAAUAGCACCUUAACCAAAGACGUUCAGACUCUAACAAAAGCUAAUGAAGAGCUCAGUGAAAAAGUUAGAAAGCUCGAACAAGAAUACAAGGAGAAAGAAGAAGAAAUAUUCAACUUAAGAAAUUCAUAUGAAAAGGCUAUUAACACUGAAAAAACACUUAAAACACAGGCUGUGAACAAACUUGCUGAAAUUAUGAAUCGGAAGGACUUUAAAUUGGAUAGAAAGAAAGCUAACACGCAAGAUUUGAGGAAGAAAGAAAAAGAAAACCGAAAGCUUCAACUUGAUCUUAACCAAGAGAAAGAGAAAUAUAACCAGAUGGUUGCAAAGUACCAGAAAGAGCUGGAUGAGAAUAUGUUGCAAUUGACUGACGAGAGCAAUUAUAAAAAUGAGCUCCAGAUGCAGCUGGACAGCAAAGAAAGUGAUAUUGAGCAAUUACGUGCCAGGCUGGCAGAUCUCCAGCUGCGGAUGGACUCGACCAGUGUUGCCAGCCUACAGCCGGAUGAUACAGAUGGCAUAAUAGGUGAAUCAAGAAUUGAAGGCUGGCUCUCUAUACCAAACAGAGGAAACAUUAAACGAUAUGGAUGGAAGAAGCAGUAUGUUGUGGUGAGCAGUAAAAAGAUUCUGUUUUACAAUGAUGAACAGAAUAAGGAACAAUCAAACCCAUCCAUGGUGCUUGACAUAGAUAAGCUUUUCCAUGUCCGUGCUGUUACACAAGGGGAUGUAUACAGAGCCAACACUGAAGAGAUUCCAAGGAUAUUUCAGAUACUCUAUGCCAAUGAGGGAGAGUGUAGGAAAGAUGUGGAACUGGAGCCUGUCCAGCAAACAGAGAAGACGAAUUUUCUCAAUCAUAAAGGCCAUGAGUUUAUUCCAACACUUUACCACUUUCCAGCAAAUUGCGAAGCAUGCGCCAAACCUUUGUGGCAUGUUUUCAAGCCCCCUCCAGCACUUGAAUGCCGAAAAUGCCAUGUCAAAUGUCACAAAGAUCACUUGGAUAAAAAUGAGGAAUUGAUCUCCCCCUGCAAAGUGAGCUAUGAUGAAACGUCUGCAAGACAUAUGCUUUUGCUGGCAUACACGCAGGAAGAACAGACAAAAUGGGUGUCGCAUCUAGUGAAGAAAAUCCCCAAAACCCCACCUCCUACAUUAGUUCGGGGAAAUCAGAGAACAAUGUCUACUAGGUCUUCAACAAACCAGUCCUUCCGAAAGCCUGCAAAAACUUCAUCUGGAAAAGCCAGCUAAUAAUGCUUCCCCAACAUGUGGUGCCUUGGCUCCGGCUUUGAAAGAGUGGUGCAAAAAGAGACUGGAAUUCACAGAGAUCACAGGCUUCAGGGCUAGACUGCAGUUCUACUUCCCCCUUGCUUUGGCACAGAGAAUGCUGUGAGGGUCUUUUAUUGCGGGUUUGCCUUAAGGUAGAUUUAGAUGAGUUAUUACUAUGUAAUGCAAUUAAAACAAGGCUUAGCUACAUAUAUAUAUUCAUAUAUAUAUUUAUUAUAUUAAAAUCACUAUCAAUCAGAAGUAGUUUCGGAUAUCUACAGAAGCCUGUCUGUGAUGAUGGAAUGCAGUUUUGCAUAAACACACAAUGGAGAGUAGUCAUCCUAACUAAGCUGCAAUGUAUGCCACAGGCAAAGCACACAGAGCAGUACCUCAAGAUGAGAAGAACAGAGAUUUCUUCAUAGUUUCUUGGUGUUCCUCAAAGACUUUACCUUUCUUUUGGAAGAAGCUAAGUGACCCUUGAACUAUAUAUAUAGUGCCUUUGCUGUUCAGCUCCUGACAGUCUUAUUGCAGAGCAACAUAAAGAGGGUGAGAAGUGAUCCUCUUUCAGGACCUGCAGUGUACUAUUCAAUUGGUUAAAAGGUCAAGAUGACAUUUUUGUUUUUUUUUUAACUAUGCAUUUUAUUUUUUGCCAAGCCAUAUUGAUUUGAGUUUUAUACAGAGGCAUUAUAAACUAACAGUAAAAGACCAUUUUAUGCGUU